Messenger RNA from Pseudo-nitzschia multistriata, 1171 nucleotides. The record is from the annotation of a GenBank genome assembly. NCBI's taxonomy places the organism in Eukaryota, Bacillariophyta, Bacillariophyceae, Bacillariales, Bacillariaceae.
ACCCACCACGUUCAAAGAGUAAAAGCAAACAACAAAACUAUCUGCCACAGUCGAUUUUUGCUUCUGUCUAGAUUGUUACAACCUCCACCAUGUUAUCCCGAUGUCAUAUUACGAAUAUACUUAUUUUUGUAGUAUGCUUUCUUCUCCAAGCGAAAGAUGCGUAUGGAGGAUUGCGAGAGGGUACCAAAAUGGGUAACGAUGCUAGGAAAAAAAUUCAAGGUGGCGAGUCAAAUGCCGCCAGCGGGAUGACACGAGAAAUGUUUUUGAUGAAGGACAAAACCUGGGAACUGCAACCGGUGGACUUUAGCGGCAUUCGAAAUCUUAAAUUACGAAGACAUUGCGAAAAGUUUUUAAAUCAUCCCAUCAAAAUGAAGCUCUCUAAUCGCCAAGGAAAGUUCGGCCUUCGAGCACAAGGACAAUUACAAUCUGGCAAGCGUUUGAGAGGAUUUUGGCGACAAUCGACAUCGAAACCCAGUACCGAGGAACUUUCGAAACUCAGUUACGACGAGGCUGUAAAGAGGAGAUUGACAACAAUUGAAUUCGAGGUACAAUUGCCGCCGACUGGUAAAAAGUCAAGGAAGCUCCCUUCUGUUAUUUAUAGUGUUGCCGUCGAACCAGCAUCGAUGAAUCCAAAGGCUAUGAUUCCUAGAGGUGCGGGGACCGUUCGAGUACUUCCUGAGGGGCAUAGUGACGAUGUCGACGUCGUUGCACUAAAUGCCGGCAAAGCAUUCGUGAGCCAACCGAUGAAAAGUGGUAUUGUUGAUCCAGGGUGGGCCAAAGGACGUUUGAUCUUUCGCAAGGGUAGACCCACAGGAUCUGUUUAGCUAAGGCAAAAUUUUGACCAAAAACCAUGCGAAGAUUUCCAAGCUCUACAACUUGUUUAUUAUAUCUUUUUUCGAAGAUGGCAACCUACUUCAGUCUACAUAUCUUUAGUUCUAUGGGAGAGGAUCCCUACCUGUGCACACUAAUAGUACUUGAGUGUACGUCUGCUGGAUACCAUUUUGAUUUGUUUUUACUAGAAUGACGUUUUCCCGCAUGUCUGUGAAUUCAAGUAUAGGAACACGCUAAAUGAGUUGAAAUGCUUAUGUGAUACAUACAUCGACAACAUCUUGGGCAAAAGGCAUAACAUUCCAUGGUACUGAGGAAUAUUCAAUACAUCACCGGCACUAAU